AUGCGCGCGAUUUUCAAAGCUAGAAAGGAUCCACAACCUCAGCUAGAACAAGAACCGUAUAAUUCUGACACGAGAUACUCCAUUGAACUGCCCGCUUUCGCAAAAAUCCAAAACUCACUGCAUGUCUACUUUGAGAACAUGUCGAGACUGUUUCCCGCCCUCGACCGUGAAAAUACCUUGUCCCGUAUACAUAAAGCUCUUGAGAGCUUGCAAUAUCCCUCCUCUGGUCCGAAAAUCGAUAUUGACUACGCCGCCGCUCCAACCAUUGCACUGCUGUGCAUCAUCCUCGCUAUUGCCGAAGUGAAUGAGAACAACGCCUUGUCUUCCAACAUCAACUCCCAAGCUUCGAAUUUUAGAGAUCAUGCACGCAGCUUACUACAGACGUUUGAGCUUUUGCCUCCGAGCCUAGAAAUCCUUCGAUGCCAUACUCUGACCACCAUAUACCUUCUCUUCAUGGACUUUCUUGAUCUUGCUAUGCAGUCUAGCGCCGUGACAGUUCAAAUGGCAAUGGCUCUCCAACUUCACCAGCAAUCCCCAGUCCCCAGAAAAGAAAGUGACGACCACGACCGAAAUCUAUGGUGGACAAUCUACAUACUUGAUCGUGAUAUUGCGUGUCUUGCCGGGACACCCUACCUUAUUAGGGACGAGGAAAUCGAUGCACCAAGGGCGACGCGGGACGAUCACUUUGAAAGAUUCUCUCGGGCCCCAUAUAUCAAUUGCCAAAGCGAGUUCGACGAGCAAGCCACGACGUUAGAGCGGUCUCGUGAUCGAGACUCCACGUACUUGGAGGCUCUAGCUUACUUGGGUCGCCUUUGGGCUCGCAUUUGGAACGAAUUAAUUUCCAAUCAGUUGGAGCCGGAAUGUCAAUGGCAAAUAGCUGCAGUCUUGGAUAGCCAAAUUAACAUCUUUCAACAACGGCUGCCGUCUACACUUGUCUGGAGAAAUACAUCGAGCCCGGGGCUAGAUGUAGAGAAUGAAAUUCAACGACAGCUUCUUGUUUUGAUGGUAAGACGAAUUCUUGAAUUUAUGUUGUAUCACCGAUUCACUGACCUUGAGACUGGUGGGUAG
Messenger RNA from Penicillium nucicola, 1068 nucleotides. RefSeq names its product fungal specific transcription factor domain-containing protein. Lineage: Eukaryota; Fungi; Ascomycota; Eurotiomycetes; Eurotiales; Aspergillaceae. Gene Ontology annotation, molecular function: zinc ion binding; DNA binding. Gene Ontology annotation, biological process: DNA-templated transcription. The coding region runs from base 1 to 1068 and encodes 355 amino acids. The record is from RefSeq and is a predicted model, not a curated record. The transcript has a single exon.